GGCCGUCCACCCGGGAAACUUUCGGUUGUGACCCUCGGGUGGUUCCCGGGCGCGGCGCACGGAACCGAGCAUGGAAGAUUCGUCGGGGAUUCGCGAGCCCCGGUCCCGGCCUCGAGAACGCGACCCGGACCGUCGUCCCCGCGCGGACCGAGACCGCCACCUCGAGCGGCCGCGAGACAGACCCGGGCCCCGGCGCGGGGAUCGCGACAGGGGGCGGGAGCGGGACCCCCGCCGGGAGCGGCCCAGGGACGCGGGCCACCGCGCGGCGGAGCCAGCAGCCUGGGGAGCGGCCCGCCCCAGCCGGACGCGGGGCGACCCCCGAGGGCCCCCCUGGCCCGAGCCCCGGGGGACCCCGGAGCCGCCGAAAAGUGAACCCAUGUCAGGAAGAUAUAUGUCCUCAUAUCCCAGGCCUGGACCAGAAGAAGUGGAAUAUUACCAGUCAGAGGCUGAAGGGCUCCUGGAAUGCCACAAAUGCAAAUACCUGUGCACUGGGAGAGGUGUGGUGCAGAUAGUGGAGGUGAUCCUCAAUGUGAUGGUUCUCAUAUGUAUCGUGGCCUCCUACUUUGUGCUCGCAGGAUUCAGCGCCAGCUUUGCCAGCGGUGGUGGCUUUGGGAACAACUAUUACUCACCAUUUGAGGGCACAGAGCUGGAGCAGGUUCGGCAGCUGGACCAACAGUACACAGUCCUCCGGUCACCUCUGAUAUACGGUGGUGUGGCUGUGUCUUUGGGUCUGGGGGUCCUCACCAUGGGUGUUUUACUCCAAGGAGCCAAGAGUCUAGCAAAACUGCCGAGGAAGUGGCUCCUCACAGAGGCUACCUUCAGCCUCCUGGCCUCAGUGGGCUACUGCGUAGGCAUUGGUGUUUACCUCCGUGUGGCUUUGCAGAUCAAUGCCACAGACACUUGCAAAACAAGAGAGAGGCUCUAUGCCCGCAAAGGCCUCACCUGGAUGAACUGCCAGCUGGCUGGCACUGAUGGUGCAGCAGCUACCUUUGCUUGUCUUCUGGUGAUUAUGUAUGGUGCCAGCGUGGUGCUAGCCUUGCGAAGCUACCGAGAACAGAAGCUCUACAAAGACAGCCAAGAACAGCACAGAAAUUACAGUGACACACCAGAAUACCUGUGGUCUGGGACACUCUAAGGAGAUCUAAAAAUGUAUCAGCUCAUCCCCAUCAUUUCCUUCAAAAAGACAGGCUCUUUGCAAGCACACAAUGGACCACUUUGGGUUUCACAUAAUUGAUUUUUUUUAAGUGCUCUCUUUGGUUUGUUACCUAUGGAGAAUUAAGUGAUUGUCUCAUUUUUCUCUUGGAAAAGAUCAGUAAGUCGUUGUUGGCCAACUCAAUGAGAGCUUGAAAAAACUAUAACCAUCUUUAAUGCAAAGAGCAACAGUAGACUAGGUUCACCCUAUUGUAGGGCUCUCCUGACCUGUAACAAUUGAAGUAGCUAGUUAACCUUAGAAAUUCUAAAAGUGAGAGCUAUACAUCAGAGGGUAGCAGAUCCAGUGUUAUGGUAGAAAUGUUACCCAUCUUCACUGUCUAUAAAGUCAUCAAAAAAAAUGUUAUCAUUGAUAAUAGAGGUUGAACUCAGGACC
Molecule: messenger RNA, 1585 nt
Organism: Dipodomys spectabilis (banner-tailed kangaroo rat)
Lineage: Eukaryota; Metazoa; Chordata; Mammalia; Rodentia; Heteromyidae
Gene: Marveld3
Product: MARVEL domain containing 3
Exons: 3
Coding region: 71-1135 (354 amino acids)
Cellular component (GO): membrane
Source: RefSeq, a predicted model, not a curated record